AUUCCAGGGCUUAGGAUCAAGUCAACGAAAUGGAGUUGUCAGUGGUGUGGAUCAGCUGUCAUGGAUCCUUAAGUUCCAGGUCUUGUGACAACCCAAAGUCGCUACGUUCCUUGGGCUUUGCAACGUUUACGAAGUCACUGGCACUUAGCUCGAGAAAGGCCGAGGUGUUGUGUGGCCAUGAGUAAAGUGGUGGCUGUAAACACAGAGGAAAGCCAGGGUUGCAGCAAAAAGACUCCAGAGCUGUCGUUCAGCGCCGUUCCCCCCGAGAUGUUGGAAGAGUUUCUGGUUGAUGUGGCCAAGGAGAAUGAAAAUAACCUGCUGAACCUCUCUCAGCACGCUGGCUGUUUCAAAAAGACAACCUUAAUUGAAUUUGUUUUCCUUCUUUGUGAGCAACUGGGACUUCAUCAGGUUACAAGGUAUCAAGCUGUGGAGCUAUUGGAAAGGUUUAUGAUACAGUACAUUGAAAAACUGUAUUCAUCUACAUGUGCAGGAUCUGAGAAAAAUGCUGAAAAACUUGAUUGGGAACAAUUGCAGGAUAGAAUUCAAGAGCAUUUUGUACUACGGAUCAUGUCGUGUGUUCAAAUAGCAAGCAAAAUCUCAUUCCACUACCAGAUUGUUAAUAUUAGCAUGGCCCUGAAGUUUCUCCAGUCACUUGGUUACUCGUAUAAGAAGGAAGACCUUCUGGAUUCAGAACUACUUGUGCUUGAAACUUUGAAUUUUCAAGUCAAUGUCCCUUCCCCUUUCACUCACACUGAAAUACUAUUAGAAGUCAUGGGGUACAAUGAUCCAUCAGUUCCAGUUAAGUAUCUACACUGUAUUUCCCUAAAGGUGCUUAAAUUUGUUUACCUCAUGAGAAACACCAUCUAUGAAAACUUACUAAAAAUUGCUAUUGAAAAUGCUAUACCUAGUGAACUCCAAAGAGCAAAAUUUUUGACAGUGAAGGAAGAUUGCAUGCUUCUAGCUGUUGGGGUCAUUGGAACAAGUGCAUUCAUACUGAACUACACACCAUGGUUCAAGGUUGUGCAGCAGCUGGCUUCAAUUAGUGGUGUAACAGAACAAAGCAUCUCUGAUGCGGACACAGUGGGCCAAGUGGUCUUCUUUUGUUCUACAAAAGAUGAUAACUCAUUCUUCUUAACUUAGAGAAUGUAGACCAAUUUCAAGUCUCUCCUCAUAGGAUGAUCCUGCCAUGCUAGGAAUUAGACUGAUGACCAUCUGCUGCACGUCUACAGAAAUUAUAUUCUUGCCCAGACAAGAUGCCAUGAAGCAAAAUGGAUCUAGUCAGAAGCAAGA
Molecule: messenger RNA, 1290 nt
Organism: Rhincodon typus (whale shark)
Lineage: Eukaryota; Metazoa; Chordata; Chondrichthyes; Orectolobiformes; Rhincodontidae
Gene: cntd1
Product: cyclin N-terminal domain containing 1
Exons: 10
Coding region: 178-1140 (320 amino acids)
Biological process (GO): reciprocal meiotic recombination
Cellular component (GO): site of double-strand break
Source: RefSeq, a predicted model, not a curated record